UUUUGGUAUGACAAAAUUAUAAAUUCUUUUCUUUACCCUACGUGUUUUUUUGUAAAUGUGUACUUUUAUCAAAGUUUCGUACUACUGUUUACUAUAUGCGUUUAUAGCAUAAAUUAAUAUUGAUUUAUUUGAGUUCAGAGAAAUAAAAGAUGGCACAGUUUGGAGCAGGGAAGAAUCCACCUUGGGCUAGAACUGGGACAGAGUUUUCAGGUGUGGGUAUGACUCAGCAGAUGUUGACUCCAGGAGUUGCCACCCAAGCAGUAUAUAAUUUAGCAGCCCAGCAAAAUCUACAGUCACAGUUUCAAGCUCAACAAAUGGCCGCAGCCACGAUGCAGGUACAGACAAUGCAGCAACAAGCAGCAAUGCUACCUCAGCCAGGUAUUGCCAUGCCAACGUCUCUAGCAUCAGCAAACAUGGGUGCUAUCAGUUACCCAACAUUGAAAACACAACAACAACAAGCUUCACAACCAAAACAACGAGUCUUCACAGGAUCUGUUACAAAACUACAUGACAACUUUGGUUUUGUUGAUGAAGAUGUCUUUUUUCAAACUACGUGUGUGAAAGGUCAAAUGCCAAAGGUGGGAGACAGAGUUUUGGUAGAGGCCCAAUACAACGCUAAUAUGCCUUUCAAGUGGAACGCCACCAGUGUGAAAGUUCUGAAUUAUCAGACUGGAGGAGGUAGUUUACCUGGAAGCAAACCACCAGCAUUGAUGGACACUGCUACAGGUCGAGGAAGUCGAGGUGACAGAAAUAGAUCCGGUGGGAGGAGUUUUGACAGGGAACGUGACCGUGAACGAACACGUAGACGAGAAGAAAGAGAAAGGCGUGAACGUAGAAAAUCUGAAGAGAAAGAUAAAGAUGUACCAGAAGAGAAAGAAAAGAGGAAAAGGUCAAGGUCACCACGUAAAUCAGGUUCUCCAUCAUCAUCUAGAAGGUCAAGGUCACCAGUGAGACGUAGACCAAGAAUUAUUCCGAGAUAUGUUGUUCAAGUUCCAAAAGUAAUACUCACAAUGAAAGAAGCAAGUGUUGUGUCCUUGAAAUCAAGAUACAGCAACAUGUACAUUCCUAGUGAUUUCUUCAAUGCUGAAUUCCCAUGGCACGAGGCCUUUCCUCUCCUCAGACCUUUUCAGCUUGGGAAGGCAUGUACAUUCCAUGUGAUGCACAAAGACAUAGAUAGAGUUGGACAAAACACAGCUGUACUAGACCCGCCUGAUGCAGACCAUCUUUACAGUGCCAAGGUGAUGCUGAUAUCAAGUCCAAGUCUAGAUGAGUUAUACCACAAGUCAUGCUCACUGUCUCAGGAUCCAGAAAACACGCAGGAAAACUUUGUACACCCAACACGCCUCAUCAACUUUCUUGUUGGAGUAAAGGGAAAGAAUGAACCUAUAGCUAUAGGAGGGCCUUGGUCUCCCUCACUGGAUGGUGCCAAUCCCCAGGAAGACCCCAAGGUGCUCAUCAAAACUGCUAUCAGGACAACAAAGGCUUUGACUGGAAUUAAUUUAAGUUCAUGUACACAAUGGUAUCGUGUAGCUGAGGUGCGUUACCUUCGCCCCGAGGAGACGCACAAAGGCAAAUUAGUUGCAGCUCGUGUAGAGACCAGUGUUAUCUACCUCCCAGAUGUUUGGAGUUGCGAGCCUACUCACCUUGAAUGGGAGACUUUACAGCUUGCUUACAAAAAACAACUUCAGAAAAAACUGGCACAGCUGGAGGGCAAAGAGGAUGCUCAGGAUGAGGAUGAGGAAGGUAUGGAUGAGGCACUUGGUGAGAAAAAAGACCCCACCCACUUCUCUGAACUGGAUCCCAAGUCUAUGAAGAUAAUUGACUUACGGAGGGAAUUAGAGUGUAGAAAUUUAAGUUCUAAAGGAUUAAAGUCACAGUUGAUAGCAAGAUUAACCAAACAGCUUAAAACAGAGCAGGAACUAGAAGAGGAAAAUGCUGCCACUAAAGCUGAGGAGGAAAAAGAACCAAAAGAAGAAGAAGAAAAGAUGGAUACUGAAGAAGAUGAAGAAAAAAAGAAAAAGGAGGAAGAAGAGAAAAAGAAAGAAGAGGAACGCAAAAAAGCAACUUUGGAGAGAAGAUAUACUUUACCAGAUAAAAAGUCAAUAUUAGUCUAUCCUAAUGCCUCGGCCAAGGGAGGCAAAUUUGAUUGUUCUGUCAUGUCACUGAGUGUUCUGUUAGAUUACAGGCCUGAGGAUAACAAAGAACAUUCAUUUGAGGUGUCGUUAUUUGCGGAGUUGUUCAAUGAGAUGUUAAUGAGAGAUUUUGGUUUCACCAUGUAUAAAUGUCUGUCUGCUGCCCCCGAGAAACCGAAAGAAGAGAAAAAAGAGAAAGAUAAGAAAAAAGAGGAUGAGCCAGCUGCUAAGAAAAAGAAAACAGAUGACAAGAAAGACGGAGAUAAAAAAGAUGAGGAAACAGAGAAGAAAGAUGGGAAGGAUAGUCCAGACAAGAAAGAUGAUAAGAGGGAAGAUAAAGACGAGAAAAAAGAUGAUAAAAAGAAAGAUAAAGAUGAUAAAGAAAAGGAGAAGAAAAAAGAGAAACGUAAAUACCUCACAGUAAAACCAGAUCUCUUACUUGCUUGUAUAUAUUUUGACCAAAACCAUUGUGGGUAUAUACUUGAUAAAGAUAUGGAAGAAAUCAUGCACGCUAUUGGACUGUCUCUAUCUAGAGCCCAGGUAAAGAAGUUAAUUACUAAGGUAGUGUCCAGAGAUACGUUCAACUAUCGUAAACUAACUGAUGAGGCCAUAGGGGAUGAAGAGAAGACUUUAGAACCUAAAGAACUGGAAGUUGACCUAGAUAAACUUGCCCUUGGUAACUAUGGUAUGUUGAAUCAGAAGAAUGAAGGUACACCAACUAACACACCAGUUAAGAGGAAGGUAUCUAAGAGUGAUAAUGAGACACUGUCAGGUAUGGUGAUGUAUAAUGGUGCCAUGUUAGAUAUAGACAGUCUGUUAGAGAGACUUAGUAAAGGAGAAAAGUCAAUGGCAGAAACAGAGAGGCUUGUACAACAGGUGGAGAAUGAGAGAGAUCAAGUCAAGAAGGAACUUAAGAAGAAAGAAGAGGCAUGCGCUAAGCUGACAUCAGACUUAAAAUCAGUGAAACAUGAACUGUCAGUGCAAACAAAAAUCACAAGUAGCUCAGAAUCAAACAACCGUAAAUAUCUGUCGGCGUUGAUGGAGACGCAGACGUUUGUAUCUAACUUGGCAAGUACAGUGACAACAGCACUUGGAGAUAUGGCAAGCAUUAAAGUGGAGAAAGUAGAAGGAGGGUCAAUAAAACAAGAACCACAUGAAAAUGGUUCAGAUCAUUAGUUAUAACUGUUUACCCACUUGUGUUCAUGUGAGAAAACCAUGAUUUUUGUACAAUUAUUGAUUUUAUGUUUUAACUGUUUGUAAAUGAGGUGUCUGUAAUAAGGAGCCUGUAAAAGCUUUAUCAAGAAAUGUACAGGAAGAAUUUUCACAGUUUAUUUUCAAAAUUGAUUAUAAAAAUUCCAAAAUAGAGAGAAAACACAAUCCAUGUAUUAUUUCUAUUGGUAAUUUUAGGUAAAUUUGUGACAUUGGGUACAGUGUUACCACAGGUAGAAUAUAGUUUCAUUGAAAAGUUUGUAACACAACAUAUCACCAUAAGGAUUUCUGUACUUUUGGGAUAGUUGAAGGUGUUUAUUUGUUGCUUUGAUACAGUUUAGGGGUUAUAUAAGUUAAUGCUUAUGUUUUUGCAAAUGUUAUGAAGCUUGUUACAGCCAGGAAAGUUAUCAUUCCAAUACAAUGUAUUUAGAUGUACCAACCUGCUUUUAUUGCAAUUUUAUUGUAUCAUAUUAUAAUUAAAAGGCCAUCAGAUUAUAAUCUCACAGUGCCAAUUUAUUUCACUGCCACUUCUUUAUUGAGUGAGCAUUAAAGUGGUGUUUAGGGUUGGGAAAUUAAGACAUAGUGUUGUGGGGAUUGAAUUUUUAUCAGAGAAUUGUCCAUGUACUGUUAUACUCUACACAAAAAUGGCAUAUCCAAUGAUACUUUCUUUGAGACAGAUUUUUCAAUAUUGUUUAAAAAAUAUCCAGUAUAACUACUAACCACUAUUAUUUUCUCAUGUGGCAUCUAGCACAUAUUUCACCUUAAAUAUAUGUAUAUUAAAUGUAUAGUGGUUUUUAAUUCCUACUGUAUUGAUGUCUGUCAUUGUUCUUUUAACUCUUACUGUGCUGAAACCAUUGAGUAUUAGCCACUAGUAUAGAGCCAGGCAAUCCAUGUAGUCCUACAAGGCUCUAUAAUGUUGGCUAACUUUUAAUUUUCAUCUUGAUAUAAUAGACAGAAAUUCAACAGGUUUAAGGUUAAAUUAAUGUAAUAUUUCUUUUUGAAUACAAAUAUGUAUGAUACACAUGUAUUUUAUGCUUGUUUGGAACAAUUUCAUGAUUUAGCUGACAAUUUUUAUGUCUCUUUCUCUUACAAUUCAUGUAUAAGGGAGUUAAGAAAGAAAGAGUAGUAAAAAUAAAAACAAAAAUUUAUAAAAUGUUUUACUUAUUAUUUAUGCUUCUGUACUAGAAUAGAUGUCAUGGAUUACUAGUAAGCUGGAACAUGUUAUGCCCUAUGUUCUUAGGUUAAACUAAACUUUGUUGAAUUGUUCUAGAAUGUAUAAAAUGCAGCAGAAUUUUUACUGUUCUUAGUUAAAAUUGAAACGUAUUUCUCAUUUAAUAUGAGCAGAGCCAUUAUACAUAUAUGUUCAUGCAUAUGAUGUCUCCAUAGUAAAGAAGGGUAAGGAUGCAUGGAAACAAUCACUGCUAAGGUACUUUAUUUUCAAAUGGGAAAUCUAUGAUGUUACCAUGAUUGUUCUACCUGCAAUUACCACAUUGCCUGAAAUUAGGCAGGGACUUGCAAUAAAGGUUGUAAUACUUAAUCAGGAAAAAAAAUUAAGUGACAUUUACGUAAAACAUGUCAUAUAAAACAUGAUUUAGCACUACUCUUGUAUCAAGAUGCUAUGUAGUAAUUUUUGCUCAAACUAAAUAAAAACUACACAAAUUACAUUAUUAA
Ruditapes philippinarum (Manila clam) is the source of this 5012-nucleotide messenger RNA. RefSeq names its product cell division cycle and apoptosis regulator protein 1-like. The record is from RefSeq and is a predicted model, not a curated record. Gene Ontology annotation, cellular component: nucleus. Gene Ontology annotation, biological process: regulation of DNA-templated transcription. Lineage: Eukaryota; Metazoa; Mollusca; Bivalvia; Venerida; Veneridae. The coding region runs from base 150 to 3308 and encodes 1052 amino acids. The transcript is spliced from 21 exons.